GGGCCGGCUGGCUAGUUACGUCACGCAGGCCCGCCUACUGCUGGGUAGUGCCUGUGGCUGUUUUCACCUAGGUGUUCUGCUGUCUCCUACCUCAGGAUGCUCCUCGUCUGGGUGUGCUAGGUCGGACCGGGCCGGCCUCACGCCGAGUCCGUGGGGCUCCUCUGUGGUUCUGAUCGAGGACGAGGACCAUGCGCCCGGCCGAGAGACGUGGGCUGAAUCUGCGGUCCUGAGUAUGCCUCAUCUUACUGAGAAGAUUGCUGGACUCUAGACUACUAGGACUGCCUCUCAUCUUCCUACACAACAAAGUCCAAAUAGGAAGAUGGGCUUUGAGCUCUCCAUUGUGACUCAGGCAAAGGGCACUGCUCUCUGGAGGUCAAGAUCCAUUGUACAGUACGGCCGAAGAGGACAUGACCCAGCAGAGGGACUCUACUGUUACUCAUAGUGUCACCAAGAACAAGAAGAGUAUGGAAGCCAUGCUGCUGGUUGCACAGUCUCAGGCACUGGUGACCUUCAGGGAUAUACUUGUAGCCUUCUCCAGGGAGGAGUGGAAGCUGCUAGAUGCUGAUCAGCAGGUCAUGUACAAAGACGUGAUGUUGGAGAACUACAAGAACCUGGUUUCUCUGGGGCAUCAGCUUCCUAAGCCAGAUGUGAUCCUCCAGUUGGAAAAAGGGGAAGAGCCCUGGAUGGUGGAGAGAGGGAUUCACCAAGAGACCUGUCCAGAUUCAGAGAUGGCAUUUGAAAGUAAAUCACCAGUUUCCAGUAAGAGCAUUUCUAAAGAUAAAUUUUCUGCUAUUAAUGUAGAAGGAAUGUCAAAGAAAGAUCUCUGGUAUUUGUCAUUAGAAGAUAUCUGGAAAUGUAAAGACCAAUUGGGCAAAUAUCAGGAAAACCAGGAGAAACAUUUGAGGCAAGUAGCAUUCACUCAGAAGAAAGUGAUUACUCAAGAGAGGGUCUGUGAACGUGGUAGAUACGAGGGAGGCUGUCUUCCUGCUCAGCUUGUUCUGAGAGAUUAUUUCCAUCAGAGUUGCUCAUAUAUUAAAGGUUUAAAACAUGAUUUGAAAUUUAGUGGCCAUCAGGAAAGCUGUUCAGGUGACAGUAAUGAAUAUGAUCAAACCUUCUGUCAAAACAUUCACCUUAUUCAGUUUCCAAGAACUCAUACUGGAGAUGUGCCUUACAAGUGCCCUGAUAAUGAUAACUCUCUUACUUGUGAUACCUCCCUUAGUAUUUCAAAGGAAAUAUGUGGGAAAAAACCCUAUGAGUGUAAGGAAUGUGGAAAAUUCUUCAGCUGGCGCUCUAAUCUUACAAGGCACCAGCUUAUUCACACUGGACAGAAGCCCUAUGGAUGUAAAGAAUGUGGGAAAUCAUUCAGCCGAAGCUCCCACCUCAUUGGACAUCAAAAGACUCAUACUGGUGAGGAGCCCUAUGAAUGCAAAGAGUGUGGAAAGUCCUUCAGUUGGUUCUCCCACCUUGUUACCCACCAGAGGACACACACAGGAGACAAACUGUACACUUGUAAUCAGUGUGGAAAAUCCUUUGUUCAUAGCUCCAGGCUGAUCAGACACCAGAGGACUCAUACUGGAGAGAAGCCUUAUGAAUGUCCUGAAUGUGGUAAAUCUUUCAGACAGAGCACUCAUCUCAUUCUGCAUCAGAGAACUCAUGUCCAAGUGCGGCCCUAUGAGUGUACCGAAUGUGGAAAAUCCUACAGCCAGAGGUCUCAUCUUGUUGUGCACCAUAGAAUUCACACUGGACUGAAGCCUUUUGAGUGUAAAGAUUGUGGAAAAUGCUUCAGUCGAAGCUCUCAUCUUUUUUCACAUCAGAGAACCCACACUGGAGAGAAACCAUAUGAAUGUCAUGAUUGUGGAAAGUCCUUUAGCCAGAGUUCUGCCCUUGCUGUGCACCAGAGAAUUCAUACUGGAGAGAAACCCUAUGAAUGUUGUCAGUGUGGGAAGGCCUUUAUCCGGAAGAAUGAUCUCAUUAAGCACCAGAGAGUUCACACUGGAGACGAAGCCUGUAAGUGUAGCCAGUGUGGUGUCAUCUUCAGUCAGCACUCUCCAUUUAUGGUCCAUCAGAUAGCUCACACUGGGGAGCAGUUCUUCACAUGUCACCAGUGUGGGGAAGGGCUGAUAACCAGGAAAAUCAUACCAGAGAAAGCGCCUACUGAUACAGUGAGUGGAGAGCAUCUCUCAACAUGAACAGAAUGCCUGUAGAGUAGUUGUGCAAGUGGAAUAUAGUGGAAAUUCUUUCAGUCUUAUUAUAACUCUAUUGUACUCCAUGGAAUAGAUCUUAGGUAGGAGCAAAACCCACAAAUUCCAUUUCAGUACACAAAUCACACAAAUCAGGUUUUCUUCUUUGUACAAAUUUCUAUUGAAUUCAUUGUCCUGAGAGCAUACUUGACCAAGCCUUAAAUGCUAGAAUCUAAGAAGGGUUAAAGAAUUUGAGAAAUAAUCCAACUUCCAUAUUUUCUUCAGAAAUAAGUAAAUGAGCAUGCCACCGUAGGGAGAGUUGUUGCUGAGAAUUUUGAAAAAUGUUGAGGUUGGAGAGAUAGCUCAGCAGUUAAGAGCACUGACUGCUCUUGCAGAGGACCUGAGUUUGGUUUCCAUCACCCAAUGGUGGCU
Messenger RNA from Nannospalax galili (Upper Galilee mountains blind mole rat), 2612 nucleotides. It is a transcript of the gene Znf10, whose product is annotated as zinc finger protein 10. The record is from RefSeq and is a predicted model, not a curated record. The coding region runs from base 408 to 2189 and encodes 593 amino acids. Gene Ontology annotation, cellular component: nucleus. Gene Ontology annotation, biological process: regulation of transcription by RNA polymerase II. The transcript has 6 exons. NCBI's taxonomy places the organism in Eukaryota, Metazoa, Chordata, Mammalia, Rodentia, Spalacidae. Gene Ontology annotation, molecular function: RNA polymerase II cis-regulatory region sequence-specific DNA binding; DNA-binding transcription activator activity, RNA polymerase II-specific.